Molecule: messenger RNA, 797 nt
Organism: Coniophora puteana RWD-64-598 SS2
Lineage: Eukaryota; Fungi; Basidiomycota; Agaricomycetes; Boletales; Coniophoraceae
Product: G-protein gamma subunit
Exons: 4
Coding region: 168-413 (81 amino acids)
Biological process (GO): G protein-coupled receptor signaling pathway
Cellular component (GO): heterotrimeric G-protein complex
Molecular function (GO): G-protein beta-subunit binding
Source: RefSeq, a predicted model, not a curated record
CGUCGUUAUCCUCCCACGUAUCCUUCCCCCCCGGCCAAAAAAUACCCAGCGCCCUUGCAUAACCGACCUCAGAUUCAUUUUACAGACAGUAGUGGUUGUUCCAGCCGGUCUACAAUUCAACAUCCCACCGUUUUCCUUGAUCUGAAACUACAUUCCUUCAAUCAAUCAUGAGCGCUCGAGGUGGAAGGCAAUCAAUGUCUGAGCUGCGAUACCGCCGCUUGCUGGAGCACAACCAGAGGUUAAGAGAAGACCUGGCACGACCCAGGAUUCGCGUCAGCGAGGCCAGCGCGAGCCUCAUACGGUACUGUAAGACCACGAAAGACCAUCUGGUUCCGUCUGUAUGGGGACCGGUCGGAAGGAGUGAAGAUCCCUAUGCUCCACAGACGAACAAAGCAUGCUGCACCAUCCAGUGAUCUUCCACAAGACUUGGAGUGUGACCUGUUUUCUCCCUUCUCCUUUGUCUGUUCGCGUACGUUUAGUAUAGACCCUGUGUCCAUUUCACCUCCGCAGGACAGUAGGGUUUGUCGAUACCUUUCCGUACUGUAGUCUGCCUUUCCUAUCUUCUUGAGACCCUCUUUUGCUCCUCUUCGCCUGUAUUCACUCAGCGUUUUCCCUCGUUUACCUAGUGUGACCUUUCCCGGUGCAACAUACCAUCUCCUUGAAUCGCUUUAAUAUAUUCAGUGGUCUGGAUAAAAACUCAAAGGGACUAGCUGGUAGGUCAUACAACCUUCACUUCAGACACGCUGCAAGAACUGGCGGAUGCCACUCUCGUUUAAAGCACCAAUGAAGUGAUUCAC